This is a messenger RNA of Rhododendron vialii, 4275 nucleotides long. RefSeq lists its product as uncharacterized. The coding region runs from base 2861 to 4183 and encodes 440 amino acids. The transcript is spliced from 2 exons. The record is from RefSeq and is a predicted model, not a curated record. Lineage: Eukaryota; Viridiplantae; Streptophyta; Magnoliopsida; Ericales; Ericaceae.
GGGUACGGAAAUGAUGUAGAACAAAUCUCUACAGAUUUUCUGGUAAGAUUUGAUAGGAUCAAAUCAAGGAAGAAGUAUUGAUCAAGACAUUCAAAUUAUGGGAACUUUUAAUUCUAGAAUUUUAUUUUUAAUUUAUGCCACUUGUUUUGGCAACUUUUGUUAGGGAAUAAUAAUAGUAGGAGAUCUUAUUUGGUGCCACCUAUUUAGCAUGAUUCUAGUUUCCUAGAGUUUUUUAUUUCCUUAUUUUGUUUGCUUGGUCCCUACUCCAAGUUGUAUUCUUGGUAGCCAAGCAUUACCUUAUCAGCUGGGCCUACUACUAGUAUAAAUAAGGGUGCAACCCUCCUUGUUGUUCAUUCAAUCAUUCAAUAAAAAUCAGAGUUCUCUCGAUAUUCCUUGUGCACAACGUUUGUUCUAUCUUUUCUUGUGGAGUCAAGAAGGUCGUCUGUUAGAACGAUACCUAACCCCAUUCGUCUACUAGAACGAUAUCUAGUCUCUCUUCCGCUACAACGCUACGUUAAGAAGUAUUAGAGCGAGGACCACCCUUGUCUCAACGUCUGCCGAUGAAGUGAAUGGAGCAAACCCUAACAAAAGUGAUCGCAAUAUCGAUGCCUUCUGGGGUGCGUUCGAGAAGCAACAACAACAAUCCGAGAUGCAACAACAGUUGACGGAGAUUUGUAACCUGUUGGCUGGAAUGAAUCUCAACCGGCCGCCGACAGGUAACCCUGAUAAUCCUCGAGUCCAGCAAGCACAUGAGCCAAGGGUGCAUAACAAUCUUGUCCGCUUAGGGAAUCAUCCUAUGCGCAUCGCAAACUACCCAGUUUACAAUGGUGAGUCAAGUGAUGACGGCAUUGAGAGGAUUGCUAUGCAUGAGAAUCCUAGAGAAGCUUUCUAGAAUAACAACUAUUGUAUGAAAAUGGAUCUUCCGUCUUUCAACGGGCAGUUAAACAUUGAAGAUUUUCUGGAUUGGCUGCAUAAAGUUGAGAGGUUCUUUGAUUACAUGGAUAUCGAAGAGGAAAGGAAGGUCAAGCUGGUCACUUACAAGUUGAAAGGCGGUGCUUUUGCUUGGUGGGAGCAUUUGCAACUAUCUCGACUGCGGCAAAACAAAGGCAAGAUUCAAUCGUGGGACUGGAUGAAGCAGUUGAUGAGAGCACGUUUUCUUCAUCCAGAUUAUGAUCAAGUUCUCUUCCAUCAGUACCAAAGGUGUCGGUACCAAACUAGUUCCAUCAAUACCAAAGGUGUCGGUACCAAACUAGUUCAUGAGUAUGUUGAAGAGUUCCAGCGACUCUCUUCCCGUAAUGAUCUACCAGAAACGGAAGGGUAGUUGGUGACACGAUUUGUGGACGGGUUACGUACUAACAUACAAGAUAUUGUUACUAUGCACCAGUUCAUACCUUGCAGGAUGCCAUCUAGUUGGCAACAAGGGCUGAGUCGCAGUUGAGCCAUAGAGGAGGUGUUCAAAGUCAAGCCCCCACUCGCACAUCCAACUUCCUAGCGCAGAAUCCGAUUGAGCAGGUUAAAGGGAAGGCAGUCUCUGAGGCAACUUCCAAUCAGGCCUCUCAGAGUUAGACAAAGCUCCCCUGGAGAAAUCAGACGAAUACAAGGCAAACUGUAGGCAAACCUGAUAACCAAAAUAAACCUUAUGCUCCUCCUCGAGGUGAUAAGUGUUAUCGUUGCAGAGAGGCAGGUCACCACUCAAAUAGUUGUCCGCAGAGGCAACAGCACGUCAACCUAGCAGAACAUGGAGAUGAAGAAGACUAUCAACAAGAGGAUGAGGUCGAAGAAGAAGAUCCAACAGAGUGGACCCAUGAGGAUGAGGGUGCAUCACUGGUGGUGCAACGUUUGAUGUACACACCCCGAAAGGAAGAGGUGCAAAGACACAACAUCUUCAAGACUCGUUGUACAGUCAAUCAACGAGUUUGUGAUUUGAUUAUUGAUGGAGGUAGUAGUGAGAACAUCGUGUCAAGGACCAUGGUUGACAACUUAGGGCUCCAGACGCGAAAGCACCCUUCCCCUUACAGUAUUGGCUGGAUCAGAGAUGUCGGCGAAACCGAAGUAAUAGAACAAUGCGUUAUUCCUUUCUCGAUUGGGAAAGAAUAUAAGGACGAGAUUUUGUGCGACGUGGUGGAAAUGGAUGCCUGUCACAUGUUGUUGGGAAGGCCGUGUGUUAAGUUAUGGGUGUAUGUGUAAUUAGUGUGUAAUUGAGCCCUUGUGUAAUUAGAUUAGAAGAUAAGGAUCUCGGUGUAAUUAUUCUCUUAGUCUUGUAUAAACUAACGUAAUGAGAAAAUAACCCUAGUUUUUGGGUUUCUAAUUCUAUUGCUCAGUUUACAUGGUAUCAGAGCAAUCGAUCACUUUGGGACCCAUCUCUCUACCAUCGUUGGCCUCCCAUAAAGCUCCAACGAGACCUCGUCGCUCCUGACAUCGUCUCCUCCUGACAUCGUCUGCCUUCAAUCAGGCUCCGACGUGUCUCUUCCCUUUCCAGAGAGACUUCUGAUAGGUAUUCAUAGUCGGCCUUCACUCUCCGACCUCUGGCAAAUGUUGCUGACCUCCGGCGACUCCUGGGUUUAAGAUUCCUGCCCUCGCCAACCUCUGCCAAACCACGUAGAGGUGGUUUGGAAACUUCCGACAGAUUUCGGAACAGGUAUUGUCAGCCCUUUUUGAUCUCUCACGCUACUGUUGCUUCCGAAUCCAGUGAUAACCACGUACAGGUGGUUGUUCAGAGUUUUUUGGUAACCCUUGCUGCUUUUGCUGAUUUUUCUGUACUCUAAUCUGUGUUUUUCGGACUGAUUUUACUUGGGUUACACUUGUUUGUUGCGGAUUUGAUCGGGUAUUGCUUAUUUGAAAGUGCUAUUCUUCUGUUGAAAUGUCAGAGGAUAAACAAAAGUCUUCCGCUAGUACAAAUGAUGAGUUGAGUUGUGUAGGGACUCUAGAUAAUUUUUCUCUGGAUAUUUGCCACAUUAAGUUGGAUGGUACCAAUUACUUGAUUUGGUCUCGUACUUUUACCUUGGCUAUUGAGGCCAAAGGGAUGUCAGAGUUCAUUGAGGGCCCUGUUGCUCCACCUAUUGAGGCAGUUGAACUCAAGAAGUUUAAAUCUCGAAAAUCGUUAGUUAUGACCUGGUUAUUUAAUUCUAUGAGGGCUGAUAUUCGUCAUACUUUUCUGCUUCUUGAUACUCCACAUAAGAUUUGGACUACUGCAGCCCAAACCUAUUCCCAACAGGGAAAUGAUGCACAGUGUUUUGAAUUGAGGAAGAGGCUCAGUACAUUGGAACAAAAUCAUCGUUCCGUUGCUGUAUAUUUUGCUGACUUGAAUGGAGUAUGGCAGGAAUUUGAUUAUUAUCAGGGAUUUCAGGCUGUUUGUGCUGUUGAUGCUGCUGCUUGGUUAAAGCGGUUGGAGAAGGAAUGUAUUUAUGAUUUUUUGGCUGGAUUUGAUAUAGAAUAUGAUCCGAUUAGAGUGCAGGUGUUGGGGCGUAUUCCGUUUCCGUCAUUGGGCGAGGCUUAUGCCAUUGUUCAGCAGGAGGAGAGUAGGAGAGGUGCUAUGUUGGACACUCCUACUCCUGAGCGUUCUGCCUUGGUUGCCAUUCCUCAGGGUGGGCUUGUUCCACAAAGUGGUAAAUCACAAUCUGGUACUAGCAGUGGGCCUAUUGAUCGAGAGUCACUCCGGUGUGAUCAUUGCUACAACACCGGCCAUACCAGGGAUUUCUGUUGGAAGUUACAUGGUCGUCCCUCUCGUGGCCGAAGGGGUGGACGCGGUGGUCGAGGUCGUGGUUCCAUGCGUUCUCAGGCUCAGGCCCAUGUUUCGGAGUCUACCUUGUCUGAUUCUGGGUUCAGUACUAGGGUUCAGGCGCCUUCUGAUCAUAUUAGUGGUUUUUCCCAGGGGGAGAUGCAAGGUCUCAGGCGCCUAAUGGCUCGGGCUGAUUCUCCAUCUACUAUAACUCCUCCUUCCACAGCAAGUGCCACUUCCUCCUAUUUUGCUCACACAGGUAUUCCGGCUAGUGCCUUUACUGCCUCUUCUACAAUUCCUUGGAUUAUAGAUUCCGGUGCUUCAGAUCAUAUGACAAGUUGUUCCUCUGUAUUUGAUUCUUACUCUACUUGUUCUAGUAAGGAUAAGGUCAGGAUAGCAGAUGAAUCGUUCUCUGCUAUUUCAAGGAAAGGAACUGGACACGGGCAAAAUGAUUGGCAGUGGUAAGGCACAUGAUGGCCUCUAUUUUUUGGAGUCUGCACCUCGUUCACCUAUGUCAUGUGGUCGUGCUUUGCAAGCAGAUACGAGUUCAACUCUUU